GCCCUGGCCGCGGGUGUACCAGAAUCUGGUCCGCAACGGUCUGGGCUCGUCCAAAGUAGUGGUGCGAGAGGCCAGCUGCCGUUGCGCCACCCAGCUGAUACGGUCAGGCCGCCGCUGGCGGGAGUUGGAGCCCGAAUGGCAGCGGCUCUGGGAGGCGGUGGUGCAUCUGGUGGACGAGAUCGAACCCAAAAUCGAAGCAGUAGCGGGUCCCCUCUCACGGGCACUGAAGUCUCUCACGAUUCGUCUUUGCAACAGUGCAGGACAGAACAUGGCUUCCGCGGUGGCAGCUGGAGGUGGAGCCGGGUCGUCGUCGCGAGGAGGUGGAUCGGCAGUGGGUACUUCUUCAAGCGGCACCAGUUCUACUUUGCCUACUUUCACCGCAACCUCAGAAGUGCAGGCGGCCCUGGCCAAAACGCUCCCGAUGCUUCUUUCGUUUUUGCAUCUCUAUCCCCACGCGCGGUCCCUGUGUUUCGACGUUAUUCACGAGAUAGCACAGCUCACCGCCAAUCCGCAGCUUUUGAAGCCGUUUCUCGUUGAGCUCGUUCCCCUGCUCCUCGAGUCGCUGUCCGCACUCGAGCACCGCAAGGUGGCCGAAUACCAAUGGGACUACAACCGAGCGGGUGCGGGCGAAAAGUACGAAGCCGCGCGCAUUGCAGCAUCGAAAGACAGCGCCAGUUUUCGU
This is a messenger RNA of Amoebophrya sp. A25, 682 nucleotides long. Lineage: Eukaryota; Dinophyceae; Syndiniales; Amoebophryaceae. The record is from the annotation of a GenBank genome assembly.